Octopus sinensis (East Asian common octopus) is the source of this 859-nucleotide messenger RNA. RefSeq names its product E3 ubiquitin-protein ligase MIB2. Gene Ontology annotation, cellular component: cytoplasm. The transcript has 4 exons. Gene Ontology annotation, biological process: protein ubiquitination. The record is from RefSeq and is a predicted model, not a curated record. The coding region runs from base 230 to 844 and encodes 204 amino acids. Gene Ontology annotation, molecular function: protein binding; ubiquitin-protein transferase activity. Lineage: Eukaryota; Metazoa; Mollusca; Cephalopoda; Octopoda; Octopodidae.
GGUGGUAUAUAUCAUUGUUCUACUGUGUAGAGUGUGUAUUGAAUAAAUAUAUAUGUGUGGUGAGUAUGGGUGUAAUAAUUGCUGUAAUUAAGUUAUUGUGACCUAAUUACAUUUGUUUUCUUUAAUGACCUAAUAACUAUUAUCUCAAGCUGUGUGAUGUUUGCUUUUUUUUCAUGUUUUUCUUUCCUCAUCCAUUACUUUCAGGCAAAAGUAUGAAGUGGUGUGUGCGAUGCUGACAAAGGAUUCUGUUCAGCUUGACAUCAAGAACCAUCAGAAAGUGACACCAUUGCUGUUAGCUGUCUCUGAGGGCCACCUCGGAAUGGUGCACCAGUUGAUAGCAAAAGGUGCAGACGUAAAUGUUGUCAAUAAUGAAGGCAACAAUUGUCUGCACCUGGCUGCGAAGACGAAGAGGUUUCAUUCCGAGGUUGAACCUUUAAGUAUAUUAGAUAAGUUCUGCGAAGAGCUGAAACUGGGAAACGAAGAAAGGUACUCUGAUGUGGUAGUUGCUUGCUACCUAGUCUACCACGGGGCCAACUUAUACUGUAACAACAAAAGUGGCAGAACACCAUUGGACCUAAUAAAAACUAAAAAAUCAAAAAAGAUUUUAAAUAUGUUAUUCCCACCAACGCAAUGUCGCUGGUGUCAAGAGAACAUGGCCACUGUGACACUGCAACCAUGUGGAGAUCUUGUUCUCUGCAAGAAUUGUUCUUCUGAAAUGACAUUUAAGAUAUGUCCCGUGUGUCGAGAAUACACACUCAGCAAAAGUGAAUUUGGUAAGAUAAUAUUUGGGGCUCUGUUUGUUGUCUUGUUGACCUUAUUGUGUGGAAUAAUGUGCUUCGUGUAGACCCAGGUAUGUCAU